This is a messenger RNA of Rhododendron vialii, 1615 nucleotides long. Its product is annotated as senescence/dehydration-associated protein At4g35985, chloroplastic-like. NCBI's taxonomy places the organism in Eukaryota, Viridiplantae, Streptophyta, Magnoliopsida, Ericales, Ericaceae. The transcript has 5 exons. Bases 256 to 1386 code for a protein of 376 amino acids. Gene Ontology annotation, cellular component: plasma membrane. The record is from RefSeq and is a predicted model, not a curated record.
ACCACUUUCUCUUUUAACCACCUCCUUUUCCGUCUUUACCCCUUUAUUCUUCCCUCCCCUUUCCUUUCUGCCAAACAGUUCUUCAUAACCAAAGAAAGUGAAAAACUAAAACAAUAGUAGAGAAAAGCGAACUCUUGUAGAUCAGACUGCAACUUUCUCUGUUAAUCAUCUCAUUUUCCCUUCUCUUUCUUCCACCCUUUCCUUCUCUUUCCUUUCUGCCAAACAACCACCACCACAAAGAAGAAGAAGAAGAAGAUGAUGAGCUGUUGUAGUAGUAGGCCUAGAACUCUGUCUCCGACCAAAGUCUCCUCACCAGAACAACCAAAUCAAGAAAACACAUCACCCAGAGAUGUGAAACACGAAAUUCUUUUACGAAUUCCCGGAUGCAAAGUUCAUCUGAUGGAGGAAGGGGAGGCAGUAGAACUCGCCAAUGGCGACUUCUCUCUCUUCCGCGUAUCAGACGAAAACGUUGUACUUGCAACCACGGUCAAAGUUGGCGAUGAACUCCAAUGGCCUUUGACAAAUGAUGAGCCAGUGGUGAAACUUGAUGCUUUGCACUACCUUUUCUCUCUGCCCAUGACAGAUGGUGAAGAGCCUUUGAGCUAUGGGGUGAGUUUUCCUGACGGUGGUGGGAGUUUGGGCUCGUUGGAUUCAUUCUUGAAAGAGCAUUCUUGCUUUUCCUGUUCACCGGAGUCGAAUCGAAAUAGGGGUGUGAAUUGGAAGGAGUAUGCUCCUGCCGUUGGGGAUUACAAUAAUUUCUUGGCAAAGGCAAUUGCUGGAGGGACUGGUCAGAUUGUCAGGGGGAUCUUCAAAUGCAGCAAUUCUUACACCAACCAGGUGCAAAAGGGAGGGGAAAUGAUUCUAACUCAAGCUGCAGAGGAGAAAAACAGUGCCUCAGCAAGAGAAACUAAGACCAACAAAGCUGGUGGCUCCACAAAGAAAAGCGGAUUAAAUAAAAGCCUAAAACGUGUCAGACAGCUGUCGAGGAUGACAGAGAAGAUGAGCAAAGUAAUGCUUGAUGGAGUUGGGAUUGUGGCCGGUUCAGUGAUGGGUCCGGUGGUUCGAUCCAAACCUGGGAAGGCAUUCCUAGCCAUGGUUCCAGGAGAGGUCCUCUUGGCUUCGCUGGAUGCUGUCAACAAAGUCUUGGAUGCAGCUGAAGUUGCUGAGAAACAAGCCCUUUCUGCCACCUCUGCUGCCACAACCAGAAUGGUUAGCCAAAGGUUUGGAGAGAAUGCAGGGGAGGCAACAGGACAUGCGCUUGCAACAGCAGGGCACUGUGCUGGCACAGCUUGGAAUGUGUUGAAGAUUAGGAAAGCCAUCAAUCCGGCAUCAACUGUUUCUUCAGGAGUCCUAAACAGUACAAGAAAAAGCAAGAAUUCUUCUUGAAGAACCCCAUGGAAUUUCGUUUUGCGAUAUCAUCCGGAAGAAUGACAUGGAAACAAUGCCAGACAUCUCUGCAAUGAUUUUGUCUAACUUAUUGUGUUGAAACCCUGGAACAAUGCCAAUGUUGUGUUUAAUAUUUCUAAAAUCAGUCCAAUUGGAUGACAAUAGUGAGUGUGUAAAUAUGUAUUAAAAUGUGCAUAAAGUACACAAAAAUGCGUAUUUUUUUUUGUCU